GCAAAUCUCGAGAGUCUGGGCGUCCGGUGUGAAUCAACACGAUUUUUCCGCACAACUUUUCAUAAAUAUGUUGUGCUAGUGUCUUAAAGGCUAAGAACGAUGAGCUUCUCUAGCGAUGAAGUCAAUUUCUUGGUUUACCGAUACCUCCAAGAGUCUGGAUUUCAACAUUCUGCGUAUACAUUCGGUAUAGAAUCACACAUAUCACAGAGUAACAUAAACGGAGCAUUAGUCCCACCAGCAGCAUUGUUAUCAAUACUUCAGAAAGGAUUACAGUAUACAGAAGCAGAGAUAUCAAUAGGCGAAGAUGGCACUGAACAAAGAAUGGUGGAGUCAUUGUCUCUUAUCGAUGCUGUCAUGCCAGAUGUUGUCGCAUCAAGGCAGAAUCAAAUUAACCAACAGAAACAACAGGUGAAAACGGAAGUGCAAGAUACGAAUGGCGAAGAAGUUGUAACCUCCAAUGAAGGUGUAGGCACAAAUGAGAGAGGAGGGGAUAGAACAGAAAUGGAAGUAGACGAACAGCAGCAAGGUUCUGGAGGAGGAAGUACUGCUAGUGCAGUUGAAAUCCCAGAAAGUAAAGCUACAAAAUUACGCGGUCACGAAUCAGAGGUUUUUAUAUGCGCAUGGAAUCCAACAACCGAUCUGUUGGCAUCUGGUUCGGGAGAUAGUACCGCCCGUAUUUGGGAUAUGUCGGACAACUCUCAAGCACCGAAUCAGCUUGUUCUUCGUCACUGUAUACAGAAAGGUGGUACUGAAGUACCAAGUAACAAAGAUGUCACUUCAUUAGACUGGAAGUGCGAUGGUACCUUGUUAGCAACAGGAAGUUACGAUGGAUAUGCAAGAAUUUGGAAAACAGAUGGUAGAUUAGCUUCAACUUUAGGUCAACAUAAAGGUCCAAUUUUUGCGUUGAAGUGGAACAAACGUGGAAAUUAUAUACUAAGUGCUGGAGUUGAUAAGACAACGAUCAUAUGGGACGCAGAAAGUGGACAGUGCACCCAGCAGUUUAGUUUCCACUGUGCACCUGCCUUAGAUGUAGAUUGGCAGACAAAUACAUCGUUUGCUAGUUGUUCCACGGAUCAGUGUAUUCAUGUGUGCAAACUUAAUGUGGAUAAACCUAUUAAGAGCUUCCAAGGUCAUACGAAUGAAGUUAAUGCUAUUAAAUGGGAUCCUCAAGGCAAUUUGUUAGCUAGCUGUUCGGAUGAUAUGAGCCUAAAAAUUUGGUCUAUGAAGCAAGAUACAUGGGUACACGAUCUUCAAGCUCAUAGCAAAGAAAUAUACACAAUUAAAUGGUCACCGACUGGACCUGGAACUCACAAUCCAAAUAUGAAUUUAACAUUAGCUAGUGCGUCAUUCGAUUCGACAGUGAGAUUAUGGGAUGUCGAAAGGGGUGCAUGUAUACACACACUUACGAAGCACACAGAACCAGUCUAUAGUGUCGCAUUUAGUCCAGAUGGCAAAUUCCUUGCAAGCGGAAGUUUCGACAAAUGUGUUCAUAUUUGGUCUACUCAGAGUGGUCAAUUGGUGCACAGUUACACAGGUACAGGGGGAAUAUUUGAAGUCUGUUGGAAUAGUCGAGGGGAUAAAGUGGGUGCUUCUGCAUCCGAUGGCAGUGUGUUUGUUCUUGAUCUUCGUAAACUGUAUUGUUCGACUUUGUACUUUUUAAAAUACCAGCCAGGUUAUACGAUUGUCUGA
Messenger RNA from Dufourea novaeangliae, 1689 nucleotides. RefSeq names its product F-box-like/WD repeat-containing protein TBL1XR1. Gene Ontology annotation, molecular function: protein binding; transcription corepressor activity. The transcript is spliced from 6 exons. The record is from RefSeq and is a predicted model, not a curated record. Gene Ontology annotation, biological process: regulation of transcription by RNA polymerase II. Bases 100 to 1689 code for a protein of 529 amino acids. NCBI's taxonomy places the organism in Eukaryota, Metazoa, Arthropoda, Insecta, Hymenoptera, Halictidae. Gene Ontology annotation, cellular component: histone deacetylase complex.